CAGAAACUAAAAUCCAGUCUCUUACUAACACUGUCCGAAUUUUUAGCACUGAUAUCAGCAUGUAGUUUGGCUUGGACAAAUGUUCGACAGUGGCAUUGAAGAAGGGAAAAAUCAUUGAAAGUGAGGGCAUAAAUAUGCCUAAUGACCAAACAAUAAAGUGUCACCAGCCAGAGGCCUAUAAAUAUCUGGGCAUAUUACAGCUGGACAACAUCAAGCAUGAACAUGUGGAGACUGUGGUCAGCAAAGAAUACACACAAAGGGUCAGAAAAAUUCUCCAAAGCAAGCUCAAUGGAGGCAACACCAUCAAGGCCAUAAACACCUGGGCCAUACCUGUCAUAAGAUAUACUGCUGGCAUCAUAAACUGGACACAGGCGGAACUGGACAAUUUGGACAGAAAAACAAGAAAACUCAUGACCAUUCCUCAUUCACUGCACCCUCACAGUGAUGUUGACCGGCUAUAUCUGCCUAGAAGAUCAGGGGGCAGAGGACUCUUACAAGUAAAAGAAGCAGUCAAAGAAGAAGAACAUGCCCUGGCAGAAGAUGUCAAGCAAAGUGAAGAAGCUGCUUUGAGUGAAGUCAAAAAUCAGAAACUCCUCAAAGCACAGCAGACAAAAAACCAGUACAAGAAAACCGCACUACAAACUAGAGCUGACAGCUGGCACAACAAAACAUUGCAUGGAAAGUUCCUUGAUAAAACUGAAGGAAAAGCUGAUAAGGAGAAGACCUGGCUCUGGCUCACGAAUGGGACCCUGAAGAAGGAGACACAAGGCCUGAUCCUUGCAGCCCAGGAGCAAGACAUCAGGACAAAGGCAAACAAGGCCAAGAUCGAAAAAUCAGCUGAUGACCCAAAAUGCAGACUGUGCAAGGAAACCGACGAAACCAUGGAUCAUCUCCUCAGCUGCUGUAAGAAAAUCGCACAGACAGACUACAAACAGAGGCACAACUAUGUGGUCCAAAUGAUUCACUGGAACUUAUGCCUCAAGUCCCACCUCCCAGCAGCAAAGAACUGGUGGGAUCACAAAACUGCGAAAGUCUUGGAGAAGGAGCACACAAAGGUACUGUGGGACUUCCGAAUCCAGACUGACAAAGUUCUGGAACACAACACACCAGACAUCACAGUUGUGGAAAAGAAAAAGGUUUGGAUCAUUGAUGUCGCCAUCCCAGGUGACAGUCGCAUAGAUGAAAAACAACAGGAAAAACUCAGCCGCUCUCAGGACCUCAAGAUUGAACUUCAAAGACUCUGGCAGAAACCAGUACAGGUGGUCCCGGUGGUGAUGGGCACACUGGGUGCUGUGCCAAAAGAUCUCAGCCGGCAUUUGGAAACAAUAGACAUUGACAAAAUUACGAUCUGCCAACUGCAAAAGGCCACCCGACUGGGAUCUGCACACAUCAUCCGAAAAUACAUCACACAGUCCUAGACACUUGGGAAGUGUUCGACUUGUGGUUUUGUGAUAUGAAAUCCAGCAUGUCUAUCUUGUUUGCUGUGUCAUACAAUAAUAAUAAUAAUAAUAAUAAUAAUAAUAAUAAUAAUACAUCACACAGUCCUAGACACUUGGGAAGUGUUCGACUUGUGAUUUUGUGAUACGAAAUCCAGCAUAUCUAUCUUGUUUGCUGUGUCAUACAAUAAUAAUAAUAAUAAUAAUAAUAAUAAUAAUAAUAAUAAUACAUCACACAGUCCUAGACACUUGGGAAGUGUUCGACUUGUGGUUUUGUGAUAUGAAAUCCAGCAUAUCUAUCUUGUUUGCUGUGUCAUACAAUAAUAAUAAUAAUAAUAAUAAUAAUAAUAAUAAUAAUAAUAAUACAUCACACAGUCCUAGACACUUGGGAAGUGUUCGACUUGUGGUUUUGUGAUAUGAAAUCCAGCAUAUCUAUCUUGUUUGCUGUGUCAUACAAUAAUAAUAAUAAUAAUAAUAAUAAUAAUAAUAAUAAUAAUAAUAAUACAUCACACAGUCCUAGACACUUGGGAAGUGUUCGACUUGUGGUUUUGUGAUAUGAAAUCCAGCAUAUCUAUCUUGUUUGCUGUGUCAUACAAUAAUAAUAAUAACAAUAAUAAUAAUAAUAAUAAUAAUAAUAAUAAUAAUAAUAAUAAUAAUACAUCACACAGUCCUAGACACUUGGGAAGUGUUCGACUUGUGAUUUUGUGAUACGAAAUCCAGCAUGUCUAUCUUGUUUGCUGUGUCAUACAAUAAUAAUAAUAAAUCUUUAUUUAAAUCCCAAAGCGGGGCCACCAAGACACCAUUCCACCAUGUCUCCUGUGUCAAUAUAACAAUAUAAUAAUAUAUAAUAGUAAUAUUAUGCCAUGGUAAUAAUAUUUUAUAUUGUAUAUACAUAUAAUAUUGAUAAUAAUAUUAUAAUGUCAUACAAGAAUAAUAACAACAAUAAAUCUUUACUCACUUCCAGGCUCAGGAACGACAUGGCGGUCCGGCUGCGUCGCAUGGCGUUUUCCCUGCAAAGAGGAGAGAGAGCGGAUCAGAACGGUGUGACGCAUCUGGCUGGAGCGGCACCAGAUUAUACGGCAGUGUGGACUCAUAUAAUCCAGUUCAAAAUCCCAUAUCGCCUUUUCGCCACCUGUUUGGAAAUUUGCAAACUGCCUUGACUCCAGCUGGGGAGGGAAGACCAGAUGUUUCCUUUGCAAAAUCUUUUCAAUGUCUACCCGGGGAGAAGGAGCCAAGCAGUCUGGAAGCGUUGAGCGCAAACAAAAAAAAGCACAGGGGGAAAAAAUGCAACACGAGAGGUUGUUUUCCCUUCCGACAAAGCGCUGACACUUUGAAAGACAAAGGCGUACGACUGGACAGAAAACAAGAGCCUCCUUAGAAACUAGAAACACUGGUCCAACCAGAAAGGCGUCCAAUUGAACAGAAAGCUGACACUCUUUUAAAUAUUAACUUUCAAAGUGGCAUGCAGAUGGUUUUCUGGGGCUAAGAUGUGGCUUUGGCUGGAGCAGACCGUCUCGGAGAAGUUGGAGUUGUAGGCACUGGGAUGUAUAGUUCACCUGCAAUCGAUGAGCACUCUGAACUCCAUCAAAGAUGGAAUUGGACCAAACUCGGCACUCAGAGAUCCCAUGACCAUCAAAACAUACUAGAAGUCUUUGGGAGAAAUUUACCUAGAUUUGGGGGAGUUGUAGUUCACCUACAUUGUGAACCCAAACACUGAUGGAUCUGGAUCCAACUUGGUACAUAGACCUGAUAUGCCAAAAUUUGAUUACUGGAGAGAUUUGAUUACUUUCUGGGUGUUGUAGUUCACCCACAACCUGGGAAACUGUGACCUCCACCGAUGAUAGAUCUGGACCAAACUUGACAUACAGAAUGCCAGUGACUAACUCAACCUACUGGAGGGUUUUGAGGGGACGGACUCACCAGAGUGGGAGUUGUAGUUCACCCUACAUCCAGAGAGCACACUCAACCCCACCCAUAUUGCAUCCAGAGCAAACUUGUCCAACGUAACACCCUUUUAAGUACUGAUGGUGUUUCUGGGGGUUUUCCUGGCACGAUGUCAGUAAAUCCACAAUUAUAUACAUUUUGUACAAUUAAAACAUUGACUUUUCAAAUAACCUGGGCAACAGUGGGUACUCAAGGUAGUAAAUAUAAUAAUAUUGUAAUAAUAUGUAUGCAGGACUUGGAAAUGUUUCUUGAGUACCUUUGGGGAGAUGGUGGCGAGGUACAAAUAAAGGUUUAUUAUUAUGUUGUUAUUAUAUGAUUAUUAUUCUUGUGGGUAUUUCUCUGUGUACAAAAAACCCAAUUCUGUUUCACAGUUGCUAUCAAGGGUCUUGUCAUUUUAACCGGCUGUGCUGGCGAUAAAAUUUUCGAAAGGCAAUGCUGUGAUGUGUUUGCUGCUCGGCGACAAGGAAAAAAGGUGUAUACACUAGAGAUGUGUGCGAAAAAAUUUCCUUCGUUUUGUUUCACUUGUUCGUCUGCACAAAACGAAUGACAUUUUCGUAGGAAACGCGAGGCGACACGAAAAUGAAAGCUGCAUAGUCAUCGUGCUUGCUUUCGUUUUGGCUUCUUAACAAUAAGCAGGUACUGACAGAGGGCUGCAGUGCUUUCCCAUUACAUCUGAUGGGUGUUAAUGGUAAUACUAAUAUGAAUAUUAAUAACAAUAGCUAUCCUGGGACCCUGAGUUUGGGAGAGGAGUGCCUCGCCAUUACAUCUGAUGUGUGUCAAUGGGUGAUAAUAAUACUAAUAUGAAUAUUAAUAACGAUAGCUAUCCUAGGACCCUAAGCUGAGUCUGAGAGGGGAGUGCCUCCAUUACAUCUGAUGUGUGCCAAUGGGCGUUAAUGAUAAUAUUAAUAUGAAUAUUAAUAAAGAUAGCUAUUCUGGGACCCUAAGCUGAGUCUGGGAGAGGAGUGCCCCCAUUACAUCUGAUGUUUGCCAAUGGGUGUUAAUGAUAAUACUAAUAUGAAUAUUAACAACAAUAGCUAUCCUGGGACCCUAAGCUGAGUCUGGGAGAGGAGUGCCUCCCCAUUACAUCUGAUGUGUGCCAAUGGGUGUUAAUACUAAUAUGAAUAUUAAUAACAAUAGCUAUCCUGGGACCCUAAGCUGAGUUUGGGAGAGGAGUGCCUCCCCAUUACAUCUGAUGUGUGCCAAUGGGUGUUAAUGAUAAUACUAAUAUGAAUAUUAAUAACGAUAGCAAUCCUGGGACCCCUAAGCUGAGUCUGAGAGGGGAGUGCCUCCCCAUUACAUCUGAUGUGUGCCAAUGGGUGUUAAUGAUGAUAGUAAUAUGAAUAUUAAUAAAGAUAGCUAUCCUGGGACCCCUAAGCUGAGUCUGAGAGGGGAGUGCCUCCCCAUUACAUCUGAUGUGUGCCAAUGGGUGUUAAUGAUGAUACUAAUAUGAAUAUUAAUAAUUAUGGCUAUCCUGGGACCCUAAGCUGAGUCUGAGAGGGGAGUGCCUCCCCAUUACAUCUGAUGUAUGCCAAUGGGUGUUAAUGAUAAUACUAAUAUGAAUAUUAAUAACGAUAGCUAUCCUAGGACCCUAAGCUGAGUCUGGGAGAUGAGUGCCUCCCCAUUACAUCUGAUGUAUGCCAAUGGGUGUUAAUGAUAAUACUAAUAUGAAUAUUAAUAACGAUAGCUAUCCUAGGACCCUAAGCUGAGUCUGGGAGAUGAGUGCCUCCCCAUUACAUCUGAUGUGUGCCAAUGGGCGUUAAUGAUAAUACUAAUAUGAAUAUUAAUAACGAUAGCUAUCCUGGGACACUAAGCUGAGUCUGAGAGGGGAGUGCCUCCCCAUUACAUCUGAUGUGUGCCAAUGGGCGUUAAUGAUAAUACUAAUAUGAAUAUUAAUAACGAUAGCUAUCCUGGGACACUAAGCUGAGUCUGAGAGGGGAGUGCCUCCCCAUUACAUCUGAUGUGUGCCAAUGGGUGUUAAUGAUAAUACUAAUAUGAAUAUUAAUAACAAUAGCUAUCCUGGGACCCUAAGCUGAGUCUGAGAGGGGGGUGCCUCGCCAUUACAUCUGAUGUGUGUCAAUGGGUGAUAAUAAUACUAAUAUGGAUAUUAAUAACGAUAGCUAACCUGGGACCCUAAGCUGAGUCUGAGAGGGGAGUGCCUCCCCAGUACAUCUGAUCUGUGCCAAUGGGUGUUAAUGAUAAUACUAAUAUGAAUAUUAAUAACGAUAGCUAUCCUAGGACCCUAAGCUGAGUCUGGGAGAUGAGUGCCUCCCCAUUACAUCUGAUGUGUGCCAAUGGGCGUUAAUGAUAAUAUUAAUAUGAAUAUUAAUAACGAUAGCUAUCCUGGGACACUAAGCUGAGUCUGAGAGGGGAGUGCCCCCAUUACAUCUGAUGUGUGCCAAUGGGUGUUAAUGAUAAUACCAAUAUGAAUAUUAAUAACAAUAGCUAUUCUGGGACCCUAAGCUGAGUCUGGGAGAUGAGUGCCUCCCCAUUACAUCUGAUGUGUGCCAAUGGGUGUUAAUGAUAAUACUAAUAUGAAUAUUAAUAACGAUAGCUAUCCUGGGACCCCUAAGCUGAGUCUGAGAGGGGAGUGCCUCCCCAUUACAUCUGAUGUGUGCCAAUGGGUGUUAAUGAUAAUACUAAUAUGAAUAUUAAUAACGAUAGCAAUCCUGGGACCCCUAAGCUGAGUCUGAGAGGGGAGUGCCUCCCGAUUACAUCUGAUGUGUGUCAAUGGGUGUUAAUACUAAUAUGAAUAUUAAUAACGAUAGCUAUCCUGGGACUCUAAGCUGUGUCUGGGAGAGGAGUGCCCCCCAUUACAUCUGAUGUGAGCCAAUGGGUCUUUAUUAUAUAUGUGUGUGUGUGUGUGUGUAUAUAUAUAUAUAUAUAUCUCAAUAACGAUAGCUACUCUGGGACUCUAAGCUGAGUCUGGGAGAGGAGUGCCUCCCCAUGAGUUGAUGUGUUCCAAUGGGUCAUAAUACAGACUAGAGAGAUGGGCCGAAACUAACAAAAUGAAGUUCAACAGGGACAAAUGCAAGAUACUUCACUUCGGCAGAAAAAAUGGAAAUCAAAGAUACAGAAUGGGGGACGCCUGGCUUGACAGCAGUGUGUGCGAAAAAGAUCUUGGAGUCCUCGUGGACAACAAGUUAAACAUGAGCCUACAAUGUGAUGCGGCAGCUAAAAAAGCCAAUGGGAUUUUGGCCUGCAUCAAUAGGGGAAUAACGUCUAGAUCCAGGGAAGUCAUGCUCCCCCUCUAUUCUGCCUUGGUCAGACCACACCUGGAAUACUGUGUCCAGUUUUGGGCACCGCAGAUGAAGGGAGAUGCUGACAAGCUGGAAAGCGUCCAGAGGAGGGCAACUAAAAUGAUUAAGGGUCUGGAGAACAAGCCCUAUGAGGAGAGGCUUAAAGAGCUGGGCAUGUUUAGCCUGCAGAAGAGAAGGCUGAGAGGAGACAUGAUAGCCAUGUACAAAUAUGUGAGGGGAAGUCAUAGGGAGGAGGGAGCAAGCUUAUUUUCUGCUGCCCUGCAGACUAGGACACGGAACAAUGGCUUCAAACUACAGGAAAGGAGAUUCCACCUGAACAUCAGGAAGAACUUCCUCACUGUGAGGGCUGUUCGGCAGUGGAACUCUCUCCCCCGGGCCGUGGUGGAGGCUCCUUCUUUGGAGGCUUUUAAGCAGAGGCUGGAUGGCCAUCUGUCGGGGGUGCUUUGAAUGCGAUUUCCUGCUUCUUAGCGGGGGGUUGGACUAGAUGGCCCUUGAGGUCUCUUCCAACUCUACUAUUCUAUGAUUCUAUGAUUCUAUGAUUCUAAUAUUAUUACAGUAGUGUUUCACUUAUCCAAGGUUCUGGAUUAUCCAAGGCAUUUUUGUAGUCAAUGUUUUCAAUACAUCAUGAUAUUUUGGUGCUAAAUUCGUAAAUACAGUAAUUACAACAUAACGUUACUGUGUAUUAAACUACUUUUUCUGUCAAA
Anolis carolinensis (green anole) is the source of this 7341-nucleotide messenger RNA. RefSeq lists its product as uncharacterized. The transcript is spliced from 3 exons. The coding region runs from base 135 to 1418 and encodes 427 amino acids. Lineage: Eukaryota; Metazoa; Chordata; Lepidosauria; Squamata; Anolidae. The record is from RefSeq and is a predicted model, not a curated record.